This is a messenger RNA of Brettanomyces bruxellensis, 1341 nucleotides long. RefSeq lists its product as uncharacterized. Gene Ontology annotation, cellular component: mitochondrial small ribosomal subunit; ribosome. NCBI's taxonomy places the organism in Eukaryota, Fungi, Ascomycota, Pichiomycetes, Pichiales, Pichiaceae. Gene Ontology annotation, biological process: translation. Bases 1 to 1341 code for a protein of 446 amino acids. The record is from RefSeq and is a predicted model, not a curated record. The transcript has a single exon. Gene Ontology annotation, molecular function: structural constituent of ribosome.
AUGAGGCAGGCGGUGCAAGCAAUGGAAGCAAUGCAUGUUUCUAGAGGCAGAAUAGUGAGAGAAGUGAUUUCAAGACGAUGUUUCUCAGGCAGUGCGAUUCGGAGCAUCGGAGACGAGUUUAAAGGGCAACCGGCAGAGCCAGAGAAGCAGGAUGAGGAAGGCAGCAAGAAGGAAGACGAAAAAUACGAAAGGACAAAAAAAAUUGCAAGAAAGGAAGAGUUGAAAAAUUCAAAAAGCAAGGAUACAGAAUUGAUGGAAAGACUAAGAGGACAGAAAAAUAUUCUCGAGCAGGUGAGCGGGAUGACGGUUAAGGAGUUCGAGGCUGUGCUGAAUUCAACGCCGCGGCCGACAUUGGGCAGGGACGAGGCGGUGCUGCGCAAAUUCCGCGAGUUGCUCAAAGCGUACGUGCGCAGGGACAGUGUGCGCAGGGAGUUCAAGUCGUCUUCGGCGCUCUUGGCGCAGUUCCCGAACUUGGCGCCCACCGGCAAGGCGGAGCCGUACUCUGCGGCGGAGUUGGCCGUGCGCCAGCGCCACCAUGCGGCGCUCAUGGGCAAUCUCGGCAGCGUCGUGCGCAGCGUCUACAAGCCGCACAUGUUGAUAAGCAACCCGCCCAAGCCUGCGCGGGUGUCUCUUGAGAAGAUGUUGGCCUGCGGCGUUCACUUGGGCCACUCGGUUGCGCUCUGGAACCGCAAGACACAGCCGUUUUUGUAUGGCGAGUACGGCGGGAUUCACAUCAUCGACUUGAACCAGACGCUAGCGCACCUGAAGCGCGCAGCGGCUGCGGUGCGCGGGGUUGCGCAGAACGGCGGGCUCGUGUUGUUUCUCGGAUUAAAAGAGGGCCAGAUGCGCGCAGUCAGAGAGGCCGCGCGCAGGUGCAAUGGCUACUUUGUGAUUCACAAGUGGACGCCCGGAACAAUCACCAAUGCUCUAGAGAACCCGAAGCCGCGCCUUGAGGUCGAUAUGGCCGACAUCCCGACAAAGCGCCAGCUUUCGGCAGACGAGGGUGCGCUAAAUAUCAAGCCUGAUCUUAUAGUGAUGCUCAACCCACUGGAGUCGCAGGUGGCGGUGAAGGAAGCAAAUCAGGCAAGAAUUCCGACCGUCGGAAUUGUGGACACGAACUGUGACCCUGGAAUUGUGACAUACCCGAUUCCUGCGAACGACGACUCGGUGCGCUCGACCAACUUGAUUUGUGGCGUGUUGGGGCGCGCAGGGGAGGCUGGUUACAAGAGGCGCUUGAGCGCCGUGCAUGCGUACAAGAGUGCCUUGGGAAUUCCGCUGGAGGAGCCCGUUGACGGCGACGGCGCUGCGGAGGCCGCGCAGGGUGCAGGCGCCGCCAGGUAG